This is a messenger RNA of Arctia plantaginis, 654 nucleotides long. Lineage: Eukaryota; Metazoa; Arthropoda; Insecta; Lepidoptera; Erebidae. The record is from the annotation of a GenBank genome assembly.
AUGGCAGAGGAUUCAAAGAAAAGCAGAGUUUCUAUGGCACUUGGGAAGAGUAAAUCAGUGUUAGGUGAAAAGAGUCAUUCAGGUCAGAUUGGUGAUAAAACUUCAAGUGCUUUCACUAAAUUCACUAGUAGAGUACGUGUUCGAAAAUCUUCAUUCGGUUAUGGUGGUAUACCUGGCAUCGGAAGAGUAGCCGAGAGGUCAUCUAUGUUGGCACCCGAAUUCAAGCGGCCACCAUUAAUUUACUUAAAUACGUACCAACUGGAUCCUCUCAAACGAUUCCACCCCCCAUCAGUGAUAAAGGCUGCAGGAGAACUCUUGGAUGAACUAUUCACCGAUCAUAAAUAUCACCCCCAGGAAUCUCCUACAGUUGCUUUGCGUAUAGCGGGCGAACUAAUGAAGGCGGUCAAAGCGAUGGCUUUCAACCGUUACCGUAUUAUAUCAGUUGUCACAAUAGCACAAAAAAGAGCUCAGAGCUACAAUAAUGCAAUAUCCUUCUUAUGGGACCAUGAAAGGGAUGGCAGUAUAAAUGUAAACAGAGAUACAUCGACUGCUUUCAUUCAGCAUAAUUCAGAAAGCAAAAGCUUCUUUCGAAAUCGUUUGGUCUUAUUGCGUUGGCAUUCAAUAGAGAAAAUAAAAUAUACAGAUAAAAACUAG